Molecule: messenger RNA, 1691 nt
Organism: Scaptodrosophila lebanonensis
Lineage: Eukaryota; Metazoa; Arthropoda; Insecta; Diptera; Drosophilidae
Gene: eag
Product: potassium voltage-gated channel protein eag
Exons: 11
Coding region: 1-1602 (533 amino acids)
Biological process (GO): potassium ion transmembrane transport; regulation of membrane potential
Cellular component (GO): membrane
Molecular function (GO): voltage-gated potassium channel activity
Source: RefSeq, a predicted model, not a curated record
AUGCCUGGCGGACGACGUGGACUUGUUGCACCGCAGAAUACUUUCCUCGAGAACAUCAUCCGACGCUCCAAUUCGCAGCCCGACAGUUCAUUUCUUUUGGCCAACGCACAAAUCGUCGAUUUCCCGAUCGUCUACUGCAAUGAGUCCUUCUGCAAGAUCAGCGGCUACAAUCGGGCCGAGGUCAUGCAGAAGUCGUGCAGGUAUGUAUGCGGCUUCAUGUACGGCGAGCUGACAGAUAAGGAGACGGUGGGACGGUUGGAGUAUACGCUGGAGAAUCAGCAACAGGAUCAAUUUGAAAUUUUGCUCUAUAAGAAGAACAAAACACCGCUAUGGCUGCUCUUGCAAGUGGCGCCCAUUCGCAACGAAAGGGAUUUGGUUGUGCUAUUCCUGUUGACGUUUCGGGACAUAACGGCGCUGAAGCAGCCGAUCGACAGCGAGGACACCAAGGGUGUUUUAGGGCUCUCGAAAUUCGCGAAAUUAGCCCGCUCGGUGACGCGCAGUCGCCAAUUCAGCGCCCACUUACCAACGCUGAAGGAUCCAACGAAGCAGUCGAAUCUGGCGCAUAUGAUGUCACUGAGCGCCGAUAUUAUGCCGCAAUACAGACAGGAAGCGCCGAAGACGCCGCCACACAUACUCUUGCAUUAUUGUGCAUUUAAAGCAAUUUGGGAUUGGGUGAUAUUGUGUUUAACAUUUUAUACCGCCAUCAUGGUGCCAUACAAUGUAGCGUUUAAAAAUAAAACCUCAGAGGAUGUUUCCCUGCUCGUCGUCGAUUCGAUAGUCGAUGUAAUAUUCUUUAUAGAUAUUGUGUUAAACUUUCACACCACCUUCGUCGGACCCGGUGGCGAGGUGGUUAGCGAUCCUAAGGUCAUACGAAUGAACUACCUGAAGUCAUGGUUCAUCAUCGAUCUGCUCAGCUGCCUGCCCUACGAUGUUUUCAAUGCCUUCGACCGGGACGAGGAUGGCAUCGGGUCGCUGUUUAGUGCGCUCAAGGUGGUGCGACUGCUGCGCCUUGGCCGUGUGGUGCGCAAGCUAGACCGCUAUCUGGAGUACGGGGCAGCCAUGUUAAUACUAUUGCUCUGCUUCUACAUGCUGGUGGCGCACUGGCUAGCCUGCAUUUGGUAUUCGAUCGGACGUAGCGAUGCCGACAAUGGGAUUCAAUACAGUUGGCUGUGGAAGCUGGCCAAUGUGACGCAGUCUCCGUACUCGUAUAUCUGGAGCAACGACACUGGACCCGAGCUAGUCAACGGUCCCUCGAGGAAGAGCAUGUAUGUGACAGCCUUGUACUUUACGAUGACCUGCAUGACCUCAGUGGGCUUUGGCAACGUAGCUGCCGAGACGGACAACGAGAAGGUGUUCACCAUCUGCAUGAUGAUCAUUGCAGCUCUACUGUACGCGACGAUUUUCGGUCACGUGACCACCAUCAUACAACAAAUGACCUCGGCCACCGCCAAGUACCACGACAUGCUGAACAACGUGCGCGAGUUUAUGAAACUGCACGAGGUGCCGAAGGCGCUCAGCGAGCGGGUGAUGGACUAUGUCGUCUCCACGUGGGCCAUGACCAAGGGGCUCGAUACCGAGAAGGUAAAUUUUGCCAGCACCUAAUUAAUAUUAACCAAUUCGCAAUAGUUGAGCAGACCAGUCACUGCCACCGAUGUCUCAUCCCAAGCAAUAGUAAACAACAACAACAACAA